Molecule: messenger RNA, 201 nt
Organism: Exophiala bonariae
Lineage: Eukaryota; Fungi; Ascomycota; Eurotiomycetes; Chaetothyriales; Herpotrichiellaceae
Exons: 1
Coding region: 1-201 (66 amino acids)
Source: RefSeq, a predicted model, not a curated record
AUGUCUCCCUCACAGAACGAUAAGAAGAACACUCAGGUCGAUGUUGCCUCAAUCAAGAGCACGUCGACCAUGUCAAGUCUCAAGGCACUGCUUCCCAAGAAGACCAAGAAGGAGCCAAAGCCCCGUCUACCGAAGGAGUCCGAGGAGACGAAGGCCCUGCGGAGGGAAGCCACCUAUGCUUACUUCCAUGCGAAGUAUUAA